Molecule: messenger RNA, 1182 nt
Organism: Mytilinidion resinicola
Lineage: Eukaryota; Fungi; Ascomycota; Dothideomycetes; Mytilinidiales; Mytilinidiaceae
Exons: 3
Cellular component (GO): endomembrane system
Source: RefSeq, a predicted model, not a curated record
AUGAAGCCGCACGCACUGCUCGCCCUCGUGCUGGGCCUGCUCGUCUCGCUCGCCGCUGCCUGGAGCAAAGAAGAUCACGAAAUCUUCCGUCUCCGCGACGAGGUCAUCGCCCACGAGGGCUCCAACGUGACCUUCUACGACCUGCUCAACCUCUCCCCCAGCGCCACCCAGGAACAGAUCAACAAGGCCUACCGCAAGAAGUCGCGCGAGAUCCACCCCGACAAGGCCCGCCAGGUCUUCAUCGCCAACUAUGGCAAGGCCCCCAAGGCGAAGGCUGGCGAGAAGAAGAAGCCCGGAGUUACUGUGCGCAAGGGCCAGCCGUCGAAGAAGGAGGUUGACGCCUUCAUGAAGGAGGCCACGCCGCGCUACCAGCGCCUCACCGUCGUCGUCGAGAUCCUCAAGGGCCCGUCGCGCGAGCGGUACGACCACUUUCUCCGCAACGGCUUCCCCAAGUGGCGGGGCACGGGAUACUACUAUGCUCGCUUCAGGCCCGGAUUGGGCUCCGUGCUGCUGGGCCUGUUCGUUGUGGGUGGCGGCGCCAUACAUUAUAUCUUUUUGGUCCAGAGCUGGACGCGACGCCGCGCAUUUGCCGAGAGCUACAUCAGACACGCGAGAAGGAUGGCGUGGGGAGAUGAUUCGGGCAUUGCGGGCAUUCCAGGGGCGAACGGGACCCCAGCCUCGCAGGGCUGGGAGACGCCCUCCAAUGGUGACGAGCCUCAAGAGAGUGUUGUGAUGAACAGACGUCAAAAGCGUAACCAAGAGAAGGAGUCACGGAAAGCCAAGAACGGCAAGGCCGCGAAGGGUGCAAAGUCCUCAGGCAUCAGCACCCCAGUCGAAGCAGUCCUGACCUCUGGCCCCGUCGGAGCAAAAAAGCGAGUAGUCGCGGAAAACGGCAAGGUGUUGAUUGUAGACUCAGUCGGAAACGUCUAUAUCGAGGAAAAGACCGGGGAGGGCAAGACUGUGGAGUAUCUACUCGACAUUGACGAAAUGCGCAAACCAACCUUCUACGACACCGGCCUCUGGAAACUCCCAAAGUUCUUCUACAUGCAAUCUGUUGGCAGAAUCCUCGGAAAGAAAGACAUCGACGACGCGCUCUUCGAUUCCGAAGACGAGAACGCAGAAGCGGCUACCCUCACGAGCGCAACGGCUCCCAACGCGUACGCUGAGGCCAGGAAGCGGAGG